GCGUCCUCCUUCGCCAUGACUUCCUACAGCUAUCGCCAGUCGUCGGCCACCUCUUCCUUCGGGGGUCUGGGCAGCGGCUCCAUGCGCUUCGGGGUGGGAGGCGCCUUCCGCGCGCCCAGCAUCCACGGGGGCUCGGGUGGCCGCGGCGUGUCGGUGUCCUCCGCCCGCUUCGUGUCCUCGUCCUCCUCCGGGGGCUACGGCGGCGGCUAUGCGGGCGCCCUGGCCGGCUCCGACGGGCUGCUGGCGGGCAACGAGAAGCUCACCAUGCAGAACCUCAACGACCGCCUGGCCUCCUACCUGGAGAAGGUGCGCGCCCUGGAGGAGGCCAACGGCGACUUGGAGGUGAAGAUCCGCGACUGGUACCAGAAGCAGGGGCCCGGGCCCGCCCGCGACUACAGCCACUACUUCAAGACCAUCGGGGCCCUGCGGGACCAGAUUCUUGGUGCCACCGUUGAGAAUUCCAGGAUGGUCCUGCAGAUCGACAACGCUCGUUUGGCUGCAGAUGACUUUCGAACCAAGUUCGAGACGGAGCACGCCCUGCGCGUGAGCGUGGAGGCCGACAUCAACGGCCUCCGCAGGUUGCUGGACGAGCUGACCCUGGCCAGGACCGACCUGGAGAUGCAGAUCGAGAACCUCAAGGAGGAGCUGGCCUACCUGAAGAAGAACCACGAGGAGGAAAUCAGUGUCCUGAAGGGCCAGGUGGGUGGUCAGGUCAGUGUGGAGGUGGACUCCGCUCCGGGCAUCGACCUAGCCAAGAUCCUGAGCGACAUGAGAAGCCAAUAUGAGAUCAUGGCUGAGAAGAACCGGAAGGAUGCUGAGGCCUGGUUCACCAGCCAGACCGAGGAGCUGAACAGGGAGGUCGCUGGCCACACGGAGCAGCUGCAGAGCAGCAAGACGGAGGUCACCGACCUGCGGCGUACCCUCCAGGGUCUGGAGAUCGAGCUGCAGUCUCAGAUCAGCAUGAAAGCUGCCCUGGACGGCACGCUGGCCGAAACGGAGGCUCGCUUCGGAGCCCAACUGGCGCAGAUCCAGGCGCUGAUCAGUGGUGUCGAAGCCCAGCUGAGUGAUGUGCGUGCCGACACCGAGCGGCAGAACCAGGAGUACCAGCACCUAAUGGACAUCAAGUCCCGGCUGGAGCAGGAGAUCGCCACCUACCGAAACCUGCUGGAGGGCCAGGACGCCUACUACAACGACCUGUCCACCCCGAAGGUCCUCUGAGUCUGGCAACCUCCUGGCCUUCCUACCCUGCUGCAGAGGGAUUCCCCUGGGUAGGGGCAUGGGAGGGGAGGGACCCUUAUCCCUGGCUCUCCCCCUGAUCUUCCAAUAAAACUUUAUGGCCCAAGG
Lagenorhynchus albirostris (white-beaked dolphin) is the source of this 1344-nucleotide messenger RNA. Its product is annotated as keratin, type I cytoskeletal 19. NCBI's taxonomy places the organism in Eukaryota, Metazoa, Chordata, Mammalia, Artiodactyla, Delphinidae. Gene Ontology annotation, molecular function: structural molecule activity. The transcript has 6 exons. The coding region runs from base 16 to 1218 and encodes 400 amino acids. The record is from RefSeq and is a predicted model, not a curated record.